Messenger RNA from Frankliniella occidentalis (western flower thrips), 5254 nucleotides. RefSeq lists its product as uncharacterized. Bases 206 to 3652 code for a protein of 1148 amino acids. Gene Ontology annotation, cellular component: nucleus. Gene Ontology annotation, molecular function: RNA cap trimethylguanosine synthase activity. Gene Ontology annotation, biological process: 7-methylguanosine cap hypermethylation; 7-methylguanosine RNA capping. Lineage: Eukaryota; Metazoa; Arthropoda; Insecta; Thysanoptera; Thripidae. The record is from RefSeq and is a predicted model, not a curated record. The transcript is spliced from 10 exons.
CCACACCACCCACCCGCGUUUCUGUUAUGUUUUCUUCUGCAUCUAUGAUUGAAAAUUGUGUUUCAGAUUCUUCAAAGAAUGCUUUAAAUAUGGCACAAACUGUGUCUUAUCGUGUAUUUUGCUCCAAAACUCUGUUCUGCUCUGAAGCGUCGUUGAUGCUUUGACAGGGAUUAUUUCAAUAUACUUGGCUGUUAAUCAUAUAAUAAUGAGUGAUUCUGUGUUCGAACCUUUGGCUGAGGUGUUUCUCGGUUUCGAUGGACACGCCGAGCAUGAUGAUGUUUUUCUCCUAUGCAGUAGAGUUAUUAUCAGAGGACAGUCCUUUAAGGAAAGUGCAUCCAAUACUAAUCAAAAUGGGCCAUGCAAUGAUGAUGCCCUGCAAGACGCUAUUCAAAGUGAAAUAACUGAGUCUAUUGGUGGUCUUUAUGAAAUUGAAGAGCCUGUGAAAGUAGAAAAUUCAAAGAAGAAGCAGAAACCUGAAGAACCUGUCAGCUGCUACUGCAGUGCAUCUCAUACUGACAACAACUACUCUACUGACGAGCAUGAAAGCAUGCGAGGGGGUGUGCCUGCUGUCUUACAUGGUAGUGAUAGUGGCGCAGAUCUCUCUGAAUCUGGAGGACAUUCAUUAGUUGGCAGGGAUGUAGAUUGGGAGCGUUAUUGGACUGUUAAUGGGGAACGACUUAUAUGGGAGAGCUGGAUUUCAAAGUAUGGAAGCUACAUUAAUCCAGACUACCUUGUUAACUUGGAUGGACAACAGCCCGCCAUUGUGUCUGAAGAUUCCAAUGCCAAUGAGGGGUGUGGACCGGAAGAUCAAAUCAAUGAUCAGUCUUCUUUGCACUCAUUCCAAGGUUUGUUCCCAUCCUCGAAGAAAGUUGAAAAUGAACCAAGUUACAGCUUGCAGUCAAGCACAUUCCAGCCCACAGAUCCAUUUCUUCUUCCACGCCGACAUCAUUCCUUUGGGCAAGACACUCCGCGUCCAAAAUGUAAUUCUCAAAAUACAGUUAAGAGUGAAGGUCAUCAAGGUCCUCAAGAUGAUGAUGUUCUAAACCAUGCAAAUGUUGAUAUGCAUUCAAAUUCUGAGUGUGACCAAACUCAGAAGAGUCCUUUAGAUUUGGUGAUUGUUUCAGAAACAAUUAAUUUAGGAGGUGGCUGGUGCCCCCUCUCUCCUGAUGAAACAGAAAUGACUAACUCAAACAACAGUAAGACCAGUGAGGAUGAAUUACUUUUACUGAGUGGACACAACUCUGUUGGUGCAGACUCUUUUAAUGGCAGCCUUGCCAAAUCAACAGUUACAACGGAUUCCAUGACAAAUGUAACAAGGAUAACUAUGUCAUCAUUUGACUUCAGUUGUGAUAUGGAUGAAUCAGCCAGAAGCACUUCUGUGACUUCAUCAGAAAAUGUAUCUAGUCAAAGUUCCUACAACAGCUCAGAGUGUGAUGCUGAUCUGUAUUGGCAGCAGCUCUGGAAGCAACAUUUCAAUGAGCAAUAUUAUGCACAUUAUAAUGCCUUUGUCGCAUCUCACAAAGAAGACAAUGUUAAUGAUGAUAAGUCUCUUAUCGUAAAAAAUUCUGUAACCGACAUAUUUCAACCGUCUUUACCAUCAAACAUGCUUCCUCAAUCAAUUGAAGAAGAUGAUAGUAGUCAUGAUGAGAGCAAUGGAGAUCUUGAUCAUAGCUCAUGUAAACCUGAUUAUUCUGAAUAUUUAACCAGUGCAGAUGAUGAGAAUGCAAAGGAUGGAACGGAUUUUAAUAAGGGUUCUACUUCAAAGAUUUCGGGAAGCACAACAAAACAGAGAAGGAAGAGAACUUCAAGGGUUAAAUCAAAACAACUGAAUAGAAGUAGCAGGAUUAUUAAUUCUGUUGGCCUUCUCUUGCAAAGUCUGAAAGUCUCAGAGCCGAUGCCGAUGCAACCUACAGAUCAAACCAUGGACUCAGAUGUCGCAAAUCAGUUUCAUGAACCUGUUAUGGCUCCUGCUGGUGAUGAAAGUAACAGACAGACAAACACCAAUGCUUCAUCCUCUACUGAUAACCAGGUGUCUGGGGCUCAGGUCAAUAAUACAUCAGAAUUGUCUGCUUUCCUUGGUAAGAAAGCUUUAGGUGCUGGUGGUGAUGGAGACCAACCUGAUGAGCAUCGUACCAUUAAUUUAAAAAGGAGCCAUGAGAGGGACCCUGAUGAAUCAGGUCUAGAUAGAGCACGCGCGGCCUUUAACCUGAUGGGUUAUGUUUUCUCUGUGAAACGGAGGGCAUCAGAAGACAGUGGCUCUCACAAACCGUUCAUAAAGUCAGCUUACGUGAACUACAUGAAGAGAAAUAUUCGUAAUCAAAACCGCCAGCUUCAUAUCCACUUGACUCCUAAACCUUUAAAUAACACACACAUAUAUUUUGAUGAUGACGGCAAUCAAAUAUUAAACUCAAAGAGUUCAGGGGAGAGGAAAGAAUCUCUCGCCAACACUGAAGAUGGGAGUGUUAUAAUUAGUGGAUAUCAUUCAAGCUCUGAUGAGGAAGUAACCAUGAAGCAAAUAUUGCCCAGAUCAAAACGACUUAGCUGUUCUGAAGUUAAGAGAGUUUCAAGUUGUUGUUGCAAAGAUGGUUCCUCUGUUGUUGAUACUGAAUUAUCUACAAAUAUCUCUCAUGUGCCAGAAGAUCAAAAUUCUCAGAAAGAGAAUGUCAAGGAUUCUCAGGGGGGACUUGAAAAUAUAGCUGCAGUGAAAGAUGCUUCUCUAGAGCUUAUUGAACAGCCAAUGGCCCUUUCAACUCAAGAUGAAGUUGACAGCUCUGACUAUUGUGCUGAUGACUUGAUGCCAGAAUUGCCACCUCAAGAUAAAUUGUUCGAGGAUAAUAGAGCUCUAUCAUCAGCUGAGGCAGGUGCAAUUGUGUCAGAACAGAAUGUACAGGAGACACCUUUAGAUAUGGCUGGCACUCUAAAUAUGGAAGGAGUGGAAGAUGCUUGUAAAUCAUCAAAGUCCAAAAAAAAGAAAAAGAAGCAAAAACGUACUUUAAUGAAAGCAAAUCUUCCAAAUGAAAUUAAAAAUAACCCUCAGCUCAUUAAGUACUGGUACCGUCGCUUUCAGCUGUUUCACAAAUUUGAUGAGGGUAUCCAACUGGAUGCUGAGAGCUGGUUUUCUGUCACUCCAGAAGAAUUGGCUAAACAUACUGCGGAAAGAUUGCGCUGUGAUCUCAUAAUUGAUGCAUUUUGUGGAGCUGGAGGAAAUGCCAUUCAGUUUGCAUUUACCUGUGAAAGAGUUAUUGCCAUUGAUAUAGACCCCAUAAAGUUGGAAAUGGCACGUCACAAUGCUGAAGUGUAUGGAGUGGCAGACAGGAUUGAGUUCAUAUGUGGGGAUUUUGUGAAGCUUAGCCCAACACUCCUAGCUGAUGUGGUAUUUCUAAGCCCACCGUGGGGAGGCCCAGAAUAUUUGAGUGCUGGAGUUUUUGAUUUAGAAACUUGCAUGGCUCCUUUAGGAGGAUCCAAAUUAUAUAAAAUGGCAAGGAACAUAACUGAAAAUGUUGCUCUGUAUUUACCGAGAAAUAUAAAUACUGAUCAGCUUGCUAUUUUGGCUGGACCAGGUGGACAUGUUGAAAUAGAGCAAAACUUUCUGGACAAGAAACUUGUAGCUGUCACUGCCUACUUUGGAGAGGUGAUAUAUGAACCAGAAUGAAGUUGUAGAUCAACCAGUCUUUAAAUUACCAUAUAUAUGAUCUGUUUUUGUUGUGUUGUGGAACAUGGGCACACAUUUCUCUCCCAGCUUAUUGGCUCUUCAUGGUUCUAAUUCCAUUGUAAUAAUAGUAAUUUUGAUUCCCGAGUAUUGCUUUUUAGAGAUGUAAUAGCUUGUGAAAAAAAAUAAAAAAUAGUGUAUUGGGUCAUUUAGGAGGAAAUGCAAGCCUUUGUACUGAUCGUUGAACUGAAUUGCUUGCUUACUUGAAAAUUUGUUUUUUAGAACUUUGUACCGCUUUUGUCUCAUCACAUAACAGGAAUUGCCAUGAUGAUUUCAGAAAUAGAUCUGUAGUCUACGUACAAUUUUUGCUCUAGUUUGCUAGAGACGUUUUUAUAUAUCUUUUAUUUUAUAUCUGCUCAAAAAAUGGCUGAAUUUUCCUCUGAAACAUUGCAGUCUACUGUAAUUUGACUGUGUGGUUAUAUUUCAUCAUUUUCAUGGGAAUCAGUUCAAACAUUCCUUCAUUCUUUGUGAAAUUGCCUAUUUAGCAUCUCUUCACUCAAUUUUAAAUUCUGUCUCCUACCCCAUUUGUGAAUAAGGCACUUUUUCAUUUGUAAUCUCAAUUAUUGCACUGGAAGUUAAUGCUAUUAUUCCAUGGGAAAACUUAAAUUUCUUUCUGAUUUCUUUUUAUUGGAUCAAUACGUACAACUUCAAAUAUGGGCAUUUAUCUUAAUUAUAAGACUUGUAUGAAGCUCUAUUAAAAUAUCAAUAUUGAAAACCAAGAUUAUACGGAAUACAUGCAUGAUCGUAAGAUUUUAUUUCUAUUUGACUGUCAGUUCUUUUGUUUUUGUGAUUGUUACAUUGCAAGGAUUAUUUUUGGCAACUUACUUGGUGUUGUUUCCAGGCUGACCAAAAAAAUCAUGCUUAGAGUUUUGUAUACUGUGAUUUUGAUUUGUGAUAUACCUAUUGACAAAACAAUCAAAACCUCUUUCAGAAUGUCUUAAAAAUAGUUCUUUUUCAUGCCGGGCGUGGGCAAACUACCGCUAUGUACACAUUGCACAUUGUUGCUUUCAGUUGCGGUCUGGAUUUUAAUUUUUUAAAUUUGUUUUGCUAGUGUUGAGCUAGUUCUAUUAUAUUAUUAAUUAAAUAUAAAUACACUGCCACUCCUCAAUGUUUCCUUACAAGAAAGUGGUCAUUGAGUUGUUUUCUUCCUUCUACUGCCAUCGAACAUCUUGUGUUCAAGUCUCGAGGAAAAAAAUUUUCAAGGGUAGCAGCUGGAACACUUUCUUUGGUACGGUCUUUAAUGAUCAGGAGCUGAUGCAUUGGUGUCAGUUAUUGUGUCAAGUUUUAUUUUUUACAGAGAAGUGAUAAUUCAAAUGUACUGCAGCAGCUGUUUAUGUUGUAGCUUCUGCUGCAACCACUUCCUUACUUCACUGACUUGUCUCACGUAUGUUGGUCUUAAAUUUAAAGGCAAAAAAUUAACUUAAAUAUGAGUUUAACUUUUUAUUACAGUUAUAAUAGUUCUUUCACUUAAACAGUGUGUUAAGUAGUAUCAGUGAUAUAAGAUGUACUGACUAAUGUAUGGCAAUAAAAUCAAGUAACAACCAA